Molecule: messenger RNA, 1027 nt
Organism: Folsomia candida
Lineage: Eukaryota; Metazoa; Arthropoda; Collembola; Entomobryomorpha; Isotomidae
Product: E3 ubiquitin-protein ligase XIAP-like
Exons: 2
Coding region: 15-614 (199 amino acids)
Biological process (GO): regulation of cell cycle
Cellular component (GO): cytoplasm; spindle microtubule; nucleus
Source: RefSeq, a predicted model, not a curated record
UUUAAAUACUAAACAUGGUUCUCCAAGAUGAAACUUUUCCAACUCUGGUCUAUAAACCAUACGAUAUUGAUAACAAAGAUAUGUGUCUAAAUAGUGAUCGUUUAGCAACAUUCAAAAACUGGACCGGAAAAUGUAAGCAAAAUCCCAAAAAUUUUAGUGAAGCAGGAUUUUACUCUACUGGAUAUGGAGAUCGGCUUUUUUGUUAUUAUUGUGGAAUAAUAAUCCAUAAUUGGCUGCCAAGUGAUGAUCCCUGGAUUGAACACUCUAUUCAUUCAAGUGACUGUCCAUUCCUCUCUUUGCACAAACCUAAAUUGCAGACUAUUUUAUCGAAGGAUUUAGACCAAAGUUAUACUUACCAAAAAUAUAAUAGUCUAUGCAAACAAAUAAAUUCGUCAAAGGAUGAGAAUGGUGAAAAUCAAGAAAAUGCUACUCUUACACUCCUUCAUAGCCUGAUGGAAACAUUUCUGUGUUCGGUGUGUAAACUCGAAAAAGCUAAUUACAUGUUCACUCCAUGUUGUCACAUUUGCUCCUGCUUUCCAUGCUCUACUACCCAAGACCUAUGUCCUAUUUGUAGAUGCCAAAUUAAGGGAAUAACAAAAGUUUUCAAACCUUAAACUGUACAUAUUUUAUUUAUUAUUUAUAUAUUUGUAAUUGUAAUCAUUUUAUUGUUAUGUUUAAACUGUACAAUAAUUCACUAAAUAAAUAAUUGGUACUUGUUAAUUUUAAAUAUUUUACUUGUUGUACGUAGGAAUCAAAAAAUGAUUGUGAGCAAGUGUACUAAUUCCAUCGGGUAAAAUAAAACGUUUCGAAUCAAAACUAUGCAAAGCUACUUUUGUAUAAUUUGCAGUUGUUAGUUUAUGAUUCUUUGAACGAAUCAAAUUCAUUCUGCACAUAUACUUUGUUUGCUCAAACAAAGUCUCCAUAAAAGCUUUAUGAGUUACAUGUUUUCGUACUAAAGAUUGUUUGACUCCUUUCAUAGCAAUCUUAUGGAUAUUCUUGCCUGCAAAGGAAUACAUUUUUGGAGAAA